AUGCUCAGGGACUUUGAACCUGAGAGAAAAAAGAAGAGUGGGGAUGAGGAGAAAAAAAGGAUGAAACCCGGCAACCAGUCUACGCGCGCAAUGCUCGAGGCUCGUUGUCGGGUUUUGCCCUUUUCUUUUUUUUAUCCAUCACCCCAAGAAGGGGGAGGAGGAGAACACGACCCCACAACCCAAGGCGGGCGGCCAACUUGUCAGCGUCUUGUGCGCAACAAGAAAAAGAGGGGUGGGGGUGGCUCCCGGGGGUUUUUCACUUAUGAAAUGAGUGGGGUUGGGCAUAGUGGAAAACGCUUUGCUUUCCCUACUUCAACGCUGAGUAAGAUGGGUUUGAAAGGUAUUCCGCAAAGAUGA
This is a messenger RNA of Trypanosoma theileri, 357 nucleotides long. RefSeq lists its product as uncharacterized. The transcript has a single exon. The record is from RefSeq and is a predicted model, not a curated record. Bases 1 to 357 code for a protein of 118 amino acids. Lineage: Eukaryota; Euglenozoa; Kinetoplastea; Trypanosomatida; Trypanosomatidae.